Messenger RNA from Musca vetustissima, 1029 nucleotides. RefSeq lists its product as uncharacterized. The transcript has 2 exons. The record is from RefSeq and is a predicted model, not a curated record. Lineage: Eukaryota; Metazoa; Arthropoda; Insecta; Diptera; Muscidae. The coding region runs from base 1 to 1029 and encodes 342 amino acids.
AUGGCAACGGAAUGCCCAACAGAGCCCGAUUUAAAUGCAACUAAAGUUCCAACAAUUUGCCGUGACAAUGAGCCACAUAAAACACAUAGACGUAAACGAUUGCGCCGUUUAGCCGAUGAUAAUACACAGACGACUAAUAAAAAUGUUAGUAAAUGUAAACGCAUUCUUGUAUUCAUCGGCCUCUUUACAUUUACCGUUGCUCUCUUAAUGGGUCACUACUAUACACAAAAUAACUCUAAUACCAAACAAAUAUUAAAAGAGUUCCUUAAAAAUUAUCGAAAUCAAUAUACUCAAAUUAUUCAUGGAAAACAAAAUUAUUGUGAUCAAAAACAAGUUUUGGCUACACCAUCCUUAUUCGAACGCAUCCGUCAAUAUGGCAUUUUGAAUCAGGAAAAAUCGUUGCAACAAAUUGAUGUUGCGCUGCGAAACGAGAGUGAUUUAAAUGCCAUUGCUUUGGUGGGUCCCGUCGGUGUGGGUAAAAGUCUAUUUAUGCGAGCAAUGAUGGAGAAUUUUCCCUGGCAGGAAAAUGUACAGAGUUAUGCUUGGAACGCGUAUGUGGAAGAUGACGAAGAAAGGCUACGUCUGUUGCGUUUGUUGAUUGACAACCUCUCAGAUUGUGGACAAAAUCUUUUGGUUAUAGAGAAUUUGUGGCCCAGUGAUCAAGCGGCUGUAUCGAUAGUGAAUCAACUAGUAAGAGAAUCGAUUGAGAAACAACAAAAACGUGUUGUUGUAUUCUAUGUAUUUAGUUUAAAUACAAUGUUGAGCACAGAUAAAUAUAAGGAACAACAACAAGUGUUGGACUUGUUAACCGAUACUCAUGUCAUCAACUUUAACACAUUCGGAGAAAAUGAACUGAAAGACUGCAUAACCAGAGAAGCUGAAAUGACCGGCUUUAAAUUAAGUCCUCAACAUUUUGACGAAAUUGUUGCCACAAUUGAACCCAAAAAAUCUGGAUGUAAAAACGUCCACGCCAAGGUACUGAUGUACGGUACUGCUACAACUACUACGAAAUCCAAAGACCACUUGUAA